UGCCAGCUUUCAGUGCUCAUCCAUGCCACCUGCCAGUGCCCAUCAGUGCCACAUUAGUGACACAUUUCAGUGCCCAUCAGUACACAUCAAUGCCACAUAUCAGUGCACAUCUGAGCUGCCUUUCAGUGUCACCCAUCAGUGCCAGUCAGUGCCACCUAUCAAUGCCAGUCAGUGCCACCUAUCAGUGCUGCCAAUCAGUGCCACCUAUCAGUGCCAGUCAGUGCCGCCUAUUAGUGCGCAUCAGUGCCACCUAUCAGUGCCUGUCAUCAGUGCCACCUAUCAGUGCCAGUCAGUGCCGCCUAUCAGUGCCACCUAUCAGUGCCGCCUAUCA
Staurois parvus is the source of this 331-nucleotide messenger RNA. The record is from the annotation of a GenBank genome assembly. Lineage: Eukaryota; Metazoa; Chordata; Amphibia; Anura; Ranidae.